Molecule: messenger RNA, 734 nt
Organism: Prunus mume (Japanese apricot)
Lineage: Eukaryota; Viridiplantae; Streptophyta; Magnoliopsida; Rosales; Rosaceae
Product: precursor of CEP9
Biological process (GO): root development; regulation of root development; nitrate import
Cellular component (GO): extracellular region
Molecular function (GO): hormone activity
Source: RefSeq, a predicted model, not a curated record
CCCUUUUCAUUUCUCUUGCAAUUUGAGCACUUCUUCAAAUAUACACCAACUUUCUUAUAAAACCAUCUAGUACAUUAAUCUCUUUUCCAUUAGUUAUGGAAGCUAAAUGUGCUUUUCUUCUUGCACUAAUUGCAUGCUUUGAAAUUGUGUGCAUUGAGAGCAGGCCAUUUUGGCCGAAGAACAAAGAAUUGAUCAGCACAAUUGAAGCUAACUCUAAAAGGGAAUUGGGAGAGCAAGGCAGCCAACCCACACCCCAUCACAUUGCUAGUCCCAUGGCAACUGAUCAUGAUUCAAUUUCAGGUACUCAUGCAUCAUAUACAGAUGAUUUUAGACCUACAACACCAGGAAACAGCCCUGGUGUUGGUCAUAAAUUCACAAACACAAACCCAAGCCCUGGUCAUGUAGAAGCUUUUCGACCCACCACACCAGGUCACAGUCCCGGAGUUGGCCAUGCUGUUCACAACUAGAAGCCUCAGCAUCAUCUUCGUAUUUGUGACACCUUGCAUGUGGAGGGAAGGCAUUUGAAGUCCGGGCCGAGCUCAAGGCAUACUGAGAACAUGGUGAUGAGGACUACCAGUCCAAGCACUAAUGAUGAUCACCGUAACGCUAGUGAUGGCCAUGGUUCGGUGCAAGCUGAUCAUGAUCAGCCAAGAAAGGUUGAACAUGUUACUGACGAUUUUCGACCCACGACACCGGGUCACAGUCCGGGCGUUGGUCACUCUAUUAAAAACUGA